AUUUCCUUUUCCACACAAACUCCAUCAUACAACACCCCAAAAAAAAAAAAAGAGAAAAGAUUUACAUCUUAUGAAAUUAAUAAUGCAAUUUUCGUGAUUUAUAUCAAAUAAAUCACACAAAAAAAAAAGGAUUUCCCUUUUACUUUCCCCCCCGUUGUUGAACAAAUGCAAUUCAUAUGAAAUUUUCUCAUCAUCUUCCUUCACCACUUCUUCCAGUUGUAGUAGAGAGUUCACUUUUUCCUUUUUUUUUUUGCAAAGCAAAAAAAAAUACUACUUCCAUCCCACUCGCACUCGUUCAUGAGAAUAAGAAAAUUCUCACUCGCCAUCGCAAAAAUGAAUUGAAAAUAUCCCCGAGUUGGAGUUUAUUAUUUUUUUUUCCUCCAAUCGUUUGGGUUGAACCCGAAAAAAAAUCGGACGUUUUUUUGUUAAAAAAUAAAUCGUGAUUUGUGAUAAACAAAAAUGCAAGCAAAGUGACAAAAUUAUUUGCUAAAAAACGUGUAAACGAAAAAGUGAUUUGCUCUCCCUCAAAAAAAAAAAGUAAGAAACGAAAAAAAGUGAUUGUACUAAAAUUCCCAAAUUAAAAAAAAUUAUUUAAGUAAUAAACCAGUGAAAUUGUGAUAAAAACAAAAAAAAAAAAGGACUUCGAUCGGGAAAGUUCAGAAAGUGGAAAAAAAAAAUAUUGUUUUCUUUGCGGUCGCGCGAGUGAUUUAAGUUUUGAUUUGAAUCUGGCCACGGGACACGGCAGAGGCAAGACAAGGUUUUUGUGGCCGAGAGAGCCCGAGAAGAAGAAGAGGCAUCCUAAACCCAUGACAGGUUGAUGCGAGUGCAGGUUUCAUAUUUAUAAUUCGUCGUCGUUGUCGUCGGCUUUCUUAUCUCAGGUCUUCAGUAUCAAUGCUCCCAUGAAAAUACUCUUGUAAAACCCAUUAAUUGAAAGCCAGAAAUGUAAUCGAAUCGGCGAAUAAAUUUUAUGGUUGUCUGAUCUUAAAAGCAUUGACUUUGACUACAAAAUAAGCCAACCUAAGAGGAGACAAACAUUUAAAAUCCUGCUGAAAAAAAUAUAAAUCUCAGCUUGGAAGUAAAUAAAAAUACAUAAAGUUUUUCUUACUCUUUAAAAAAUAAAAGAAAAAAAUGGACAAAGACCGUCAAUCGGUACGUCACAAGUCAAGUAAAAAUCACACAAGAAAAAGUUCCAAAAAAGACAAAAGACGCAAACGUUCUCGAACCGAUUCCCUAUCAAUCUCAGACGAAUCAAUAUCCCGACAUCGUCACCGAUCCACUUCCACAAAAGUGGAUAAAUCAACAAAAAGCGUCAAUGCAUUGGUCGAAUACUCCGAUGUAAGUUCGGAAGACUUUUCCGAUCCCGAAGCUGGUGAAAUCAACGACGAUAGUAUUGAAAAGACUGUACCGCCAGUCACCAAAACUGACUCAAAAACCACCACCAAGGGGACCAUUGACUCAACCAGCAGUGAUGAUGGCUACAGUCUUAAACGCAAAGAAAGCCUUGAAAUUGAAGAAAAAGUCGCAAAAAUGUCACCUAGCCAAUUACGUCGCAUCAUAAUUGGUUCGCCGAUAAAUUCCUCAUCGAAUUCAUCAUCAAUGCAAAAGUCCACUACGAGCAGCGAUCAAAAACGCCUGGCUGAAAUGGAAUUGGCAGCCGAAGAAGACGACAUCGACGAGUACCUGUCGACAGAUGACAAUUCAUUAUUAGACGAUGAUGAUGAUGAUUCUGAAUUGGAGCACAAACGAAAGCGCAAAAAAAGCAAAAAAGACAAAAAACAUAAAAAAUCAAAAAAAUCCAAAAAACGCAAGAAGAAGCGACAAAAGUCAAUAUCCAGCAUAGAGACUCUAUCCGAUUUGGAAGAACUCUUGGAGCGGCCCAAUUACACACCACCACCCAUUGGCAAGAAAUCCAUGUCCAUGGGCAAGUCUGGUGGCUCGCCAUCUGAUCGUUGGAAUCGUGGUGCAACUCACAACAGUGCUUCAACAUACACGCCCAUGAAAGAAGUCAGUCCGCUGUCGGUAGAAACGCCACCCUUACGUCCCAACAGUAGUAACAGCUAUUACUCAGAGUCAGCCUCGAACUUGCCCGGUGCAAGUGGCAGUGGCGGCGUCGGUAGUAAUCAACAUCUUAAUGUGCCGAAUACAUUACCCACCGCGACUACCAGCAUUCAUGUGACAGCUUCAUCACAUAGGCGCACAACGCCCAAUCCCAAGCAUCGGACGCCUCCAAUGCGCCAAAUGCCCGGCAGUAGUGGAAAGACACGGUAUGCUGCCUCGCCGCACACACCGCCACUGUACAAUAGCAGUAAGACAAAGGGUGACAUGUACGGAAGCCCAAAAGUUCCACCCAUGGAGCAUUAUCAUCAUCACCAUCAUAGGAACACUGGCAGCAUGGGAAGUCAUCACCAUCAUCAUCAUAGGCAGCCAGCGGGCCAAAUAGAAUCGAGAAAAAUAAAUGCAAUAUCGCCAGAUGAUCGUUAUCACCAUCAACCCGCCACUCCACCACACAAACGGCGAAAAGCUAAUGAGGGCCGUACCUAUGAAGCAAGGCAUCAUGUUUCCCGCCAAGACUUCCACAACUACAACCGGUUCAAUAAGAACAAAUACAACUUUAACAAGCGUUAUGCAAGUCCAAGUAGUCCGCCGUAUGCGCAAUAUAGUCGACACUCAUCUUCAUCAACACGUUCGCAUAAACACAAAUACACGGUGUCCAGUCCAUCGCCAGUACGAUCGAGGUCCCCGAGAAGAGACCGCUACUCACGCAGCCGAUCGCCGCGAACCUCCUCACAUCAAUAUGAGUCGUCAUCUCCGAGAAAACGCCAUUCGCGCUCACGGUCCUAUUCUCUUUCGCCCAUAGACGAAAUGAAACAAAAGCGACUGGAUUAUAGCAAGAAGAUUAGUGAAACGAGCUUAUUUGCUGAGCUGGUCAAGGACAAGCAUAAGCGAGAGAAGGCUCUAAAGGAAAUCAUUGAAAAGCAAGAAGAAAAUAGCAAUGGUGGUUUGAUCAAUGUUAACGAUAGCAGUCUCUCGAAUGACUCUCCAACGUUAGUGAAACCUUCAGAGGAAGCAGGUAAUAAUGAUUCCUCCUCACAACAGCAGCAACAGCGCGUAGCGAAUGGUGUUAAAUUAGGCAAUAACAAUUUAGAUAUAGUUAACAUUCCUAUGCCAACGGGCAACACAGUGAAUUUAGACGCAAUAGAUGGUUCAGCGCCACCUGUAGGUUUCCUCAAACAUCCCAAUAUUGGCGACGAGGCGCCAAUAAGUAACAAUAAUAGCCACAGUAGCAGUAACGAUAAUAAUAAUAAACCCAACUCAGACAGAGAGAAUGAUGUCUUGAAUAAAACCAAAGUCAAUAGCAAACCGAAAAGCCUUACAGCGCUACCAAUGCCGCCGGGAGUUAGUGUCGCUGAUUUAGUUAAUGCUCCAACACCUAGUCCUCCACGGGAGGAUUUAAUGCCGUCGCCUAAAUCGCCUACACCAACACCGACGCCUGAGAAGAAAAUUAUCAUUACCAAAACACCUGCUUCUGUUGCAAAUAAGAGUCUUUUGAAUCUGCCUAUGCCUCCAAUGGUGCCGGGUAGUGAAGAUUUAAGUGGAGAUGAUGAGAUUAUAGGUAGUCCGGAUGAUAUGGACUUGGUUAGUGGAGCGCGGAGUUCGAACAAUUCCGAUUCGAUGAAGAGAAAACGACCAGUGAUUCUAAAUCGUCGAGAUUCGAGAAGUAAUGUGAGAGAUUGGGGCGAACGGUGUGUUGAUGUUUUUGAAAUUAUUUCAAGAAUUGGCGAGGGUACAUAUGGAGAGGUCUACAAAGCUCGUGAUAAUCACACAUCAGAGUUGGUUGCUUUGAAAAAAGUGCGAUUGGAACACGAAAAAGAAGGUUUCCCCAUUACAGCUGUGCGUGAAAUUAAAAUUCUACGCCAACUCAAUCAUAGAAAUAUUGUGAAUCUUCAUGAGAUAGUUACUGAUAAGCAAGAUGCUUUGGAAUUCCGCAAAGACAAGGGUUCAUUUUACUUGGUCUUUGAGUAUAUGGAUCAUGAUUUGAUGGGAUUGUUAGAAUCUGGAAUGGUGGCGUUUAGUGAGGAAAAUAAUGCCAGCAUUAUGAAGCAAUUGCUCGAUGGAUUGAAUUACUGCCACAAAAGGAAUUUCUUGCACCGAGAUAUUAAGUGUUCUAAUAUUUUAAUGAACAACAAGGGUGAAGUCAAGUUGGCUGAUUUUGGUCUUGCUCGCCUCUACAACGCCGAAGAUCGAGAGCGUCCAUACACUAAUAAAGUCAUAACCCUGUGGUAUCGAUCGCCAGAGCUUCUACUUGGCGAAGAACGUUAUGGUCCGUCAAUUGACGUUUGGAGCUGUGGCUGUAUAUUGGGUGAGCUUUUUAUGAAACGACCCCUCUUCCAGGCGAGUUCAGAAAUGCCCCAAUUAGAUACAAUAGCCCGACUAUGUGGUUCACCAACACCCGCUGUCUGGCCGAAUGUUAUCAAAUUGCCUCUCUUCCAUGCAAUCAAACAAAAGAAACUCCAUCGUCGACGAUUGCGUGAAGAAUUUGAAUUUAUGCCAACACCUGCGUUAGAUUUACUUGAUAAAAUGCUCGAGCUUAAUCCCGAUAAGCGGAUAACAGCUGAAGAUGCGCUCAAAUCACCAUGGCUAAAGAAUGUCUUCCCAGAGCAAAUGCCAACUCCAGAAUUGCCAACAUGGCAGGAUUGUCACGAACUCUGGAGCAAGAUGCGCCGAAAGCGCGAAAAACAAGAACAGGCGCCCGUAGCAGCAUCUGGUCCUGUUGUAAGGCCAUCAGCGGCCAUUAUCGAUAGCAAUGCCUAGCAGCAGCUGUAUAAAAUGAAUUAUAACGAAACAUAUAAUAAAUAGUUUUAUUAUUUUUGUUCAUAAAAAAAAAACAAUUAGCAUAUUUAAGUUUUUUUUUUUUUUGUUAAAUUUCAUUACAAUUUUAUUUGUUACAUUAAAUAAUAGGUGUAAAAAAAUUAUAUAAACAAAAAAAAUAUUAUUCUUCCUAAAGGAAAUAAACUGUAUUUAACUAAUAAUUUUAGUUACAUUUUUACAAAUAUAAAAAAAAUUAACAAAAAACACAUAAAAAAACUCUUUAUCCUCAAUAAGUUUGUAAAUUUUGAAUACAAAUUAAAACAAAACAAAAAAAUAUAUAUAUUUAAAAUAAAUUCACAUGCAAUUUAAUUACAUACAUCUCCUACAUUUAUAUAUUUUUUUCUUUCUUUCUUAGUUUCACUCAACUUUAAAACAAUUUUAAAUAAAUAAAAAUAAAAUUGAAAAAUAAAUAAAAUAAUUCUUAUUGAAAUAAAAUAACUGUAUAUUUUUAUAUUAUUGCAAUUUAAUAUGUAUGUAUGUAAGAAAAGAAUUUAAACUUAAAAAAUAAAAUUAAAUAAAUAAAUAAAUAAAGGUGUGAGAGAGACUGAAAAUAACAAAAAAAAAAAAAAAAAAAAAAAAACAGUAAA
Episyrphus balteatus (marmalade hoverfly) is the source of this 5456-nucleotide messenger RNA. RefSeq names its product cyclin-dependent kinase 12 (gene Cdk12). Gene Ontology annotation, biological process: positive regulation of transcription elongation by RNA polymerase II; transcription elongation by RNA polymerase II; protein phosphorylation. Bases 1129 to 4812 code for a protein of 1227 amino acids. Gene Ontology annotation, molecular function: cyclin-dependent protein serine/threonine kinase activity; ATP binding; cyclin binding. NCBI's taxonomy places the organism in Eukaryota, Metazoa, Arthropoda, Insecta, Diptera, Syrphidae. The record is from RefSeq and is a predicted model, not a curated record. Gene Ontology annotation, cellular component: nucleus; cyclin/CDK positive transcription elongation factor complex. The transcript is spliced from 8 exons.